GAGGAAGUGAGCGCAGUGUAGUGGAAUGUAGUUGCCAUUAGUGGGAGUUGAACUGAGGCUGGCUAACAGCUAGCCUGCUAUGUGAAGUCUGAGCUAGAGACGCAGAGGAGAGUGAUGAAAACAUGCCUCACUUCACAGUGGUACCGGUGAAGGAUCAAGCUCAGUCCAGCUACGACAGUCUAGAGGGGGUUAACUGGGUGGAUUACAGGGACACUGGACAGGACUACCCUGAUCAUCAAGAUACUGUCAGCUCUGAUGGACAUGGGAAUCAUAAAGAAGACAGCCCAUUUCUCAGCAGUACAGAUGCUGCUAGCAAGAAGAAUGACUUCUAUGACAAGAACCUGGCUUUGUUUGAGGAAGAGCUGGACAUCCGGCCGAAGGUCUCCUCUCUGCUCAGCCGCUUGGUCAGCUACACCAACAUUACCCAGGGAGCCAAGGAGCAUGAGGAGGAGGAAAGCGCUCAGGCCUCACGUAGGAAGACACCCAAGUCUCCCAACAUGGGCACUCUGAUGGGAGUCUACUUGCCGUGUCUCCAGAACAUUUUUGGUGUCAUUCUUUUCCUCCGACUGACAUGGAUUGUUGGGAUGGCUGGCAUCAUGCAGUCCCUUCUGAUUGUCCUCAUGUGCUGCUCAUGUACAAUGCUCACAGCCAUAUCAAUGAGUGCCAUUGCUACUAAUGGUGUUGUUCCAGCUGGAGGGGCAUACUUCAUGAUCUCACGCUCCCUUGGCCCUGAGUUUGGAGGAGCUGUGGGACUGUGCUUCUACUUGGGCACCACUUUUGCUUCUGCCAUGUACAUACUGGGGGCCAUCGAAAUCUUCUUGAAAUAUCUGGUCCCCCAGGCGGCCAUCUUUCACGCCACAGACUCUCCUGGGAGUGACAGUGCCAUGUUGAACAAUAUGCGUGUCUAUGGCUCUAUCUGCCUCAGCCUGAUGGCUGUGGUGGUUUUUGUAGGAGUGAAAUAUGUCAACAAGCUGGCCUCUCUUUUCCUCGCCUGUGUCAUUAUCUCUAUUGUCUCUAUUUAUGCUGGGGCAAUAAAGUCCAUGACUCAUCCGCCAGAAUUCCCGAUCUGCAUGCUGGGAAACAGGACUUUGGUGAGAGAUCGUUUUGAUGUGUGUGCUAAGACUGUGAUAAAAGGAAACAUCACAGUGCCCAGUCAGCUGUGGGACAGGUUCUGUCUCCCGGGAAACAUGAGCAGCGCUCAGUGUGAUGAAUACUUCAUCCAGAACAAUGUGACAGAGAUACCGGGCAUCCCUGGACUGGGCAGUGGGAUUAUUAGAGAAAACAUGUGGGGCGACUACCUGCAGAAAGGGGAUAUCUUAGAGAAACCGGGGCUACAGUCAGUGGAUGCCCAUGGUGCCAUGGAGAACUUUGGCAUGUAUGUGUCCGCAGACAUCGCUACAUCAUUCACACUCCUGGUGGGGAUCUUCUUCCCAUCUGCCACAGGUAUCAUGGCAGGCUCCAACAGAUCUGGGGAUCUCCGUGAUGCACAAAGGUCCAUUCCUGUGGGAACUAUCUUAGCUAUUACUACUACUUCACUUGUGUAUUUCAGUUCUGUGGUCCUGUUUGGCGCUUGUAUUGAAGGAGUAGUCCUUAGAGACAAGUUUGGUGAUGCUGUUCGAAAAAACUUGGUGGUGGGAACGCUGUCCUGGCCGUCCCCGUGGGUUAUCGUCAUUGGCUCCUUCUUCUCUACAGUUGGGGCAGGCCUGCAGUCCCUCACUGGGGCUCCUCGACUUUUACAGGCCAUUGCCAAGGAUAAUAUCAUUCCUUUCCUCAGGGUGUUUGGUCAUGGAAAGACAAAUGGAGAGCCUACAUGGGCACUUCUACUGACCGGCCUCAUAGCUGAGCUGGGCAUCCUUAUUGCCUCACUGGACAUGGUAGCACCAAUCCUUUCCAUGUUCUUCCUGAUGUGCUAUCUCUUUGUGAACUUAGCUUGUGCAGUUCAGACUCUUUUACGCACACCCAACUGGAGGCCACGGUUUAAAUAUUACCACUGGGCUCUGUCCUUCCUUGGCAUGAGUAUGUGUCUGGCUCUAAUGUUCAUCUCGUCUUGGUACUACGCUAUUGUCGCCAUGGGCAUUGCUGGAAUGAUCUACAAGUACAUUGAGUACCAGGGAGCAGAGAAAGAGUGGGGAGACGGAAUAAGAGGACUGUCCCUUAGCGGCGCACGAUAUGCACUGUUAAGACUAGAGGUUGGACCCCCGCACACCAAAAACUGGAGGCCUCAGCUGCUGGUGCUGUUGAAGCUGGAUGAGGACCUUCAUGUGAAAUAUCCUCGACUGCUCACCUUUGCCUCACAGCUGAAGGCAGGAAAGGGUCUGACCAUCGUGGGCUCUGUCAUCCAGGGCAACUUCCUGGACAGCUAUGGGGAAAUGCAAGCAGCUGAACAGGCCAUUAAGAAUAUGAUGGAGAUCGAGCGAGUUAAGGGUUUCUGCCAGGUCGUGGUGGCAUCCAAGGUGCGGGAGGGCGUUGUCCAUCUGAUCCAGUCCUGUGGUCUGGGGGGCAUGAAGCACAACACUGUGGUAAUGGGCUGGCCAUACGGCUGGAGACAGAGUGAAGACCCUCGUGCCUGGAAGACUUUUAUCAACACAGUCCGCUGCACCACAGCUGCCCACCUGGCUCUGAUGGUGCCCAAAAAUGUGUCCUUCUACCCAAGCAACCAUGAACGCUUCACAGAUGGCAACAUUGAUGUGUGGUGGAUCGUUCAUGAUGGGGGGAUGCUAAUGCUGCUGCCUUUCCUGCUCAAACAACAUAAAGUUUGGAGGAAAUGCAAGAUGCGCAUCUUCACUGUGGCUCAGAUGGAUGACAACAGCAUCCAGAUGAAGAAAGAUCUGGCCACGUUCCUUUAUCAGCUGAGAAUAGAGGCUGAGGUGGAGGUGGUGGAGAUGCAUGAUAGUGACAUCUCAGCAUACACCUACGAGCGGACGUUAAUGAUGGAGCAGAGGUCCCAGAUGUUGAGGCAAAUGAGGCUGUCAAGUGCAGAAAGACAAAGAGAGGCCCAGCUGGUUAAGGACAGACACUCUUUGGUGCGAAUGGGAAGUCUAUACUCAGAUGAGGAGGAGGAGGUGGUGGAGGCUCCUCCAGAGAAGGUUCAGAUGACGUGGACAAGAGAGAAGGUUGAGGCUGAGAGGCGGAACAGGAACAAUGCGCCUGAGAACUUCCGAGAACUCAUGAGCCUCAAACCGGAUCAGUCCAAUGUGCGGCGAAUGCAUACGGCUGUGAAACUGAACGAGGUAAUAGUCAACAGGUCCCAUGAUGCUCGAUUAGUGUUGCUCAACAUGCCAGGUCCACCUCGAAACACAGAUGGUGAUGAGAACUAUAUGGAGUUUCUGGAGGUGUUGACUGAAGGCCUGGAAAGAGUGCUGCUGGUCCGAGGCGGAGGUCGGGAGGUUAUCACUAUCUACUCAUGACCAAUUAUAGCACAUUGCUACACAGGAGCAUCGGCCUCAACAGAAUACAUUCCACCUCUGGACACAAGGCAGCACCUGCUCUGCUGUCAGACGGUUCUGGGUAGAUGCAUGAAUUUGAUGCUUUUAGUGUGAAGUAUGGACUUUUGAGUACAAAAGAGGUUUAUUCUAUUCUUGUAGAAUAUUGGGACACAUUAGUGUACAAAUCCACCUGUAUGUUCACGGCUCUGCCAUUCUUGCAAAUGAAAGCCUUUUUCAUUUUAUACAUUUUUUAGCCUCAGAAAUCAAUACCUGUGUGUCAAACUGAGAAACACACACUUUAGUAUUUUCUUAUUUAUAGGUCUUCAUAUGUGCUAAUAAACCUGUAUUUGACGAGUUGGCUCUUCUGAGUUGUACACGUUGUUACAACUGUUUUAAUGAUAUGCCAGAUUUUUAUUCUGAAACAGCUCUUUAUUUUGGAAGCACAUCUCUAUUUAUUUAUUUAUUUUUUCGACAUUUCCCCACUGAGGUAAAAAAAAAAGUGACUGUAGAUAAUGAACACAGUGCUUGAUUGUUGUUUGUCCUGUAUUCAGUAGGUGGCACACAAUCCCAUUAGUAUAUGUGGAUACCAGAGAUCAUAAAGUUUUUAAGAGUUAUAAUUUAUGAUUUUUAUGGACAGAUUUUGUGUUAUUGGUGUAUAUGAAUAACUUUUGAACUGUAACAUUUGUAUUUCUUCUGCAAACCUGAAAAGAUUUUCUGCACACAAAAAACAGGGCUUGAUUUAAUGUUAUAAUCACAAUCUUCAGACUUUCAGUUUUUGUCAGUUUUCAGCGUAAAUGGUGUCCACCACUCCCGCCCUAGAUCCAAAUUGCCUUUUUUGGUUGUACUGUAAACGGAUACACCAGUUGCUAUUGCUGACAAAGUAGAUGCUCAAGGAGUGUUUACUGUAGUAUUAAACCACACUUACUGUUACCAUGGAAACCGGACUACAAAUAUUAUGACUUUCAGCCCGUUUUGUGUCUUUUCAGGUCUUUUUCUAAAAAGCUAAGUAUGAUCAGUAUUUCAGGCUAGCAUACAGUGUAGAGAACAACUGCUUAUUUUUAUGUAGACUAAACAUUCUGUACAAGCCAACAGUGUUUUAUAUGUAAGGGAUAAACCAUGAUAAGGUGUGCAGUUAUUAAAAAACAAACAAUGCUAAAAAUG
This is a messenger RNA of Morone saxatilis (striped sea-bass), 4586 nucleotides long. It is a transcript of the gene slc12a4, whose product is annotated as solute carrier family 12 member 4. Bases 123 to 3407 code for a protein of 1094 amino acids. The transcript has 24 exons. NCBI's taxonomy places the organism in Eukaryota, Metazoa, Chordata, Actinopteri, Moronidae. Gene Ontology annotation, molecular function: potassium:chloride symporter activity. Gene Ontology annotation, cellular component: membrane. Gene Ontology annotation, biological process: potassium ion import across plasma membrane; chloride transmembrane transport; potassium ion homeostasis. The record is from RefSeq and is a predicted model, not a curated record.